AGUCGACAGCGUUGCCACUGACCACAUGGACGCUGUCAAAGCAACGGCAGCAGCAAGGAGAAAUGAAAAACGCAUGUCUCUUGCUAUGUAGUAUAGGAUGCGUCGGGGGGAUCCCAAAUGAUAGUUCUAAGAGUCGACAGCUUGCUGACAUAUCCCACCUCGAGAUCCAUGGUAGUGAUAGGAAGAACUCAAUGGUAUAGGUAUUAGUUCUGGUCAUGGGUGAUCAAAUUCUUGUCCGCUUAGUCAGAGCCAGCCACUGGCAGUCCCCAAGUGCUUACAACCUGUGCUAGUAUGGCCACUGUCGCUCAUCACAUUCAUUCAGACUAUGAUCCUGCAGAUCGAGAGCGACUAGAGAAGGAGACGGGUCAACGCCAACUUUCUCUGCUAAGUACUCGCCGUGCCCCACCCCCAUCCUUUGUUCCCGCGCACAUUCAAUACGACGAGUGGGGUUCUACUGUUUCGCUUACACAUACAGUAUCUUCGAAUACCUCUGCUCCGGACAACGGGACCUUUGAGUGGUACAGAGAUUUGACAAGAGAUAGCUCUAGGACGUCAGGGAAUCAACCACCGACACCCAGGUCGUCAAGUACACCCAACGAGGCCCCAAAACCAAAGAAGGCGGCUACCACAAAGAACGACUACAAACCUAGUUCUCCUGCACCAUCAUUAGCAGACCUCCUCGCACGAGAUCCACCACCACUACUCCUACUACGGAAGGGUGGCUGGAACGAAGGAGAAGGGCUUGGUGCACACGUCGCUCGAUCUCUGCGCCCAGCACACACAUCUGUGUCAAUCUCGCAUGCGGGGACAAAAGAGUCUCGAGACAUACUUCCCGACCUCAUCGACCUCACCCAAUCUGGAUCAGAGCCAGAAGAUGAUGACUUUGAAUCUUUCCACCGAUCGCUUUCCCUCCUGCUUACUCCAACAUCCUGUGCAUCUAAAGAACCUGAUCCGUACUCACAGAGGUUGUUGUUGACGCCUAUUCCAACGGUACUUAAAUCCGACCGCCUCGGUAUUGGUUUGAAGGCGAAAACGGAGGGCCCAUACAAGCAGUCGAAGAAGCGGUUUACUCAUAACCAAGCGGCAUUGGCAUCUCACAUUAAGACAUCUGAGGAGCUGCGAAGGAAGAGAGUUAAGGUUGGUCGAGGUCGAAGAGGAUUUGCAAAGGUACGAAAGCGCGAAGAGAAUGAAAGCUCGCAUAUCUUAACACUUAUACACGCGGGUGGCAUGCCUGUGGGGGGGCCCUUGCCGCUGACGGACAUAGAUGUUGUCAAAGCAGCAACAGCAGCAAGGAGGAAUGAAAAACGCAUAUCUCUUGCUAUGUAA
Messenger RNA from Suillus bovinus, 1326 nucleotides. RefSeq lists its product as uncharacterized. The transcript has 6 exons. The record is from RefSeq and is a predicted model, not a curated record. Lineage: Eukaryota; Fungi; Basidiomycota; Agaricomycetes; Boletales; Suillaceae. The coding region runs from base 292 to 1326 and encodes 344 amino acids.